Messenger RNA from Scophthalmus maximus (turbot), 4930 nucleotides. RefSeq names its product probable phospholipid-transporting ATPase IIA. Gene Ontology annotation, molecular function: ATP binding; ATPase-coupled intramembrane lipid carrier activity; ATP hydrolysis activity. The coding region runs from base 114 to 3254 and encodes 1046 amino acids. The record is from RefSeq and is a predicted model, not a curated record. NCBI's taxonomy places the organism in Eukaryota, Metazoa, Chordata, Actinopteri, Pleuronectiformes, Scophthalmidae. The transcript is spliced from 28 exons. Gene Ontology annotation, biological process: phospholipid translocation; endocytosis; retrograde vesicle-mediated transport, Golgi to endoplasmic reticulum. Gene Ontology annotation, cellular component: plasma membrane; endosome; trans-Golgi network.
ACAUGCUAACCCAGUGACAGCUGGGCAACGAGCCUCCGCCCAGAACCGCUGCCGCGCCGCCGCCGCCGCCGCCACAGCGCUUCCCACGCCGUCGACCGAGGGGGCCGCAGGAAAUGGCGGACAACAUCCCCCUACAGCCCGUGAGACGACCGAAGAGACACGACGGCAAACACCGACAUGGGUGCUGCCCGUGGUCGAGAUGCUGUGGCAUGGGGGACUUCCGUCCCCGCACGGUGUGGCUCGGCCACCCAGAGAAGAGGGAGCAGAGGUACCCCAGGAAUGUCAUUAACAACCAGAAGUACAACUUCUUCACCUUCCUGCCUAUGGUGCUUUACAAUGAGUACAAGUACUUUUUCAACCUGUACUUUUUGCUCCUGGCCUGCUCUCAGUUUAUCGACGAGCUACGCUUAGGGGAUCUCUACACCUACUGGAUCCCGUUGGGUCUCGUUUUGAUUAUCACCGUCGUAAGAGAGGCAGUGGAAGAAAUAAGAUGCUAUCUUCGAGACAAAGAAGUGAACUCUCAGAUCUACAGCAAGCUCUCAACAAGAGGCACAGUGAAGGUGAAAAGCAGCGGUAUUCAAGUGGGAGAUCUCAUAAUCGUGGAAAAGAACCAGCGAGUUCCUGCUGACAUGAUCUUUUUAAGGACCUCUGAAAGAAAUGGCUCCUGUUUCCUGCGGACUGACCAACUGGACGGAGAGACGGACUGGAAACUACGCCUCCCAGUGGCCUGCACGCAGAGACUGCCGACCGCUGCCGACCUUCUCCAAAUUAGGUCAUACGUGUAUGCUGAAGAGCCAAAUAUCGACAUCCAUAACUUCAUUGGAACUUUUACCAGGGAAGAUGGAGACCCCCCAGUCAACGAAAGUCUCAGCAUUGAGAACACCCUGUGGGCCAGCACCGUGGUUGCCUCCGGCACCGUGGUGGGGGUUGUGAUUUACACAGGAAAGGAGCUGCGCAGUGUCAUGAACACCUCCAACCCAAAGCACAAGGUGGGUUUGUUCGACCUGGAAGUGAACUGUUUGACCAAGAUUCUGUUCGGGGCCCUGGUGGUGGUGUCACUGGCCAUGGUGGCCCUCCAGCACUUCGCCGGCCGCUGGUACCUCCAGAUCUUCCGCUUCCUGCUGCUCUUCUCUAACAUAGUGCCCAUCAGUUUGCGCGUCAAUCUGGAUAUGGGGAAGAUGGUUUUCAGUUGGAUGAUUAAGAAGGACUCCAAGAUCCCCGGGACAUUGGUGAGGGCGAGUACCAUACCUGAGCAGCUUGGACGCAUCUCCUACCUUCUGACUGACAAGACAGGGACUCUGACCCAAAAUGAAAUGGUGUUCCGGCGGCUCCAUCUUGGAACUGUGGCCUAUGGGAUGGACUCAAUGGAUGAAGUGCAGAGCCAUGUGUUCAGCGCCUACACACAGCCCACCCAUGACCUCCCAGCCUCCAGGGCUCCGGCGGCCACUAAGGUCCGCAAGACCAUCAUCAGUAGAGUUCACGAGGCCGUGAAGGCCAUCGCGCUGGUGCACAACGUGACGCCGGUGUACGAGUCCAACGGCGUGACGGACCAGGCCGAGGCCGAGCAGCACUACGAGGACACAUGCAGGGUCUACCAGGCUUCCAGCCCAGACGAGGUGUCGCUGGUGCAGUGGACUGAGAGCGUUGGGCUGACACUUGUGGGAAGAGACCAGUCCUCCAUGCAGCUGCGGACCCCUACUGGCCAAAUUCUGAACUUCACCAUCCUGCAGAUCUUCCCCUUCACCUAUGAGAGCAAGAGGAUGGGCAUCAUCGUGCGAGAUGAAUCGACGGGGGAGAUCACGUUCUACAUGAAAGGUGCUGAUGUGGUGAUGGCAGGCAUCGUCCAGUAUAACGACUGGCUGGAGGAGGAGUGUGGAAACAUGGCGAGGGAAGGUCUGAGGGUCCUCGUGGUCUCCAAGAAGUCCCUGACCGAGGAGCAGUAUCAAGAUUUCGAGGCGCGGUACGUCCAGGCCAAGCUCAGCGUCCACGACCGCUCCCUGAAGGUGGCCACAGUGAUUGAGAGUCUGGAGAUGGAGAUGGAGCUGCUGUGUUUGACCGGGGUGGAAGACCAGCUCCAGACCGACGUCAGGCCCACCCUGGAGAUCCUGCGCAACGCAGGCAUUAAGGUGUGGAUGCUGACGGGAGACAAGCUGGAAACGGCCACGUGCACGGCGAAGAACGCCCAUCUGAUCACCCGCAACCAGGACAUCCAUAUCUUCAGACCCGUUACAACGCGAGGGGAAGCCCACCUGGAGCUCAACGCUUUCAGGAGAAAACACGACUGCGCUCUGGUGAUAUCGGGGGACUCGCUUGAGGUCUGCCUGAAGUACUACGAGUACGAGUUCAUGGAACUUGCGUGUCAGUGUCCCGCUGUGGUUUGCUGUCGGUGCACGCCCACUCAGAAGGCCCAGAUAGUGCGGCUGCUGCAAGAGCGCACAGGCAAACUCACCUGCGCUGUAGGGGACGGAGGAAACGAUGUCAGCAUGAUCCAGGAAGCCGACUGUGGCGUGGGAGUGGAGGGAAAAGAAGGAAAACAGGCGUCCUUGGCUGCUGACUUCUCGGUGACUCAGUUCAAACAUCUAGGUCGUCUGCUCAUGGUUCACGGUCGGAACAGCUACAAACGGUCUGCGGCCCUCAGCCAGUUUGUCAUCCACCGGAGCCUGUGCAUCAGCACCAUGCAGGCGGUUUUCUCCUCUGUUUUCUACUUUGCUUCAGUCCCACUCUACCAAGGAUUUCUGGUCAUUGGCUACACCACCAUCUACACCAUGUUCCCUGUCUUCUCCCUGGUGUUGGACAAGGAUGUUAAGUCCGAAGUUGCCAUGUUAUAUCCAGAGUUAUACAAAGAUCUCUUAAAGGGUCGGCCUCUAUCUUUCAAGACAUUUCUAAUAUGGGUCCUAAUAAGUAUCUAUCAAGGGAGCAUCAUCAUGUAUGGGGCACUGCUGCUCUUCGAGUCGGAGUUCGUCCACAUCGUUGCCAUUUCCUUCACGUCUCUCAUCCUGACCGAGCUGCUGAUGGUGGCCCUGACCAUCCAGACGUGGCACUGGCUCAUGAUAGUUGGCGAGCUCCUGAGCUUGGCCUGUUACGCCGCCUCGCUCGUCUUCAUGCACGACUUCAUCGAUGUCUACUUCAUCACCACGGUGUCGUUCCUGUGGAAGGUGACUGUCAUCACGCUGGUGAGCUGUCUGCCACUUUACAUCCUCAAGUACCUGCGGAGACGCUUCUCUCCGCCCAACUACUCCAAACUGACCACUUAAAGAGCGAGAGGCGCCUCCUUAACGGGGGGGAACACAGGAAGUCGCCCCUGUCUUCACCCAGUGGAGCCUGAACUAAGACCAGAGAAUCGAACAUGGAUUCAUGCCCCCCCCCCCCCCCCCCCUAAUAAUGUUCUGAAAUGAAAAGUUUUCCUCAGAUAAACGCGGAAGACGGUGCAGAGGGUUUCCGUCAGGGACAGGUCGUUUACUGAGUUUCUGUUAGCAAGCAGUGUUUCAUGCUGCAUGUGUCCAAUGCAAAGACUAACUGACGGCUGCUUCCGACUUAUUUACAGUCAGCUCUUCCCGCAGAACUACACACAUAAAAAUAUCGUAUGUUAUAUAAUAAUGUGGCUAUCGCCUCUGUGUAUUAGAUUAAGACACCAAAUGAGUUCAGUAAAUUAUGCGAGUCAAGGUUGUUAUAUAAUGUCAAAAAUCUAAUUGGGGAGAAGCAACCGGAAAAGUUGGACGUCUCACUCGGUUAUUUUAUGAGUCACUUGGGCUGGAGGCUAAUUCUCUCUAAUUUCUAGUUACAUCUCAGAGAACAAAGUCGUUUUUAUUAUUAGACGCUGAAACUGACGUGGGGUUCUCGCUCAGCUCCUGAUUCACCCUCCCCUCAAACGCUGAUCGAGAAUUACACGGUAAAAGAAAGUUUACUGGCUAGACUUUGCAUAAAACGCACGUCCGCAAGUUUGCGUAUUUGUUUAUGCGUCACUCCGAUGCUACGGCCCCGACACGGCGGAGGUGGUGUGGCUGUUUAUUUUAGAGUGACCUGUGGUGUCUGACGUUAAAUGCGUCCUCGCGUCCCUGUAAUGGGGCCCUGAGUUGUUCGUCGUGUUUGUGGAAAGCGCGCUGAAAACAACCGCAAAGGAGUGUCGGUUAUUUGCAGUCGAAACCUUCCGCCGGGGCUCCCGGCAGGCUGCUCGUCCGCAGAGGAAUUUCGUCGCCUCUCAUGUGGCCGCUCGGGCCCGGGGCCAGCACCCGCCACGCUGAAAGCAAUGCAUGAUGACUCACUGUAACAGUGACCCGAAGCCAUAAGUGAAAAUACCCGUGCGACCGUCGACUAAUCUCGGGCCUCCUCACCUUCCUCACUGCUACUAACCUUCACAGUUCCGCUGUGGGAAAAAAAAGAAGACAAAAAGAAGGGAUCAAAUCACGACUCAUCAGUCGGAUACAAUGUGAAUAUUGUUCAAAAGUAUUACUGCUGCACAUGAAAAAAAAGGAAGGGUACGUUAAUUCUCUAUAUUCACUGAUCACUGUAAAAAGUUGGCAACUAACAUGAUCACAGUUCAUGACCACGUUUCCCUUUAUUUCAAAGUGACCACAAAACAUUUCUGCUCUGUUUCUUUAAACCAGAAAGUCCAGGGUGCCAUAAUUCAUCCGCUCUCUGCUCCGUUGAACUCAACUUCUAAUCCUCAGUGAAUUCAUCUGCUGUUUUGCACAUGAUUUUUUUCUUUUCUUUUUUUUUUUACGAGUGACUCUUACAUUUUUAUGUUGACAUAAAAUUAUAAAACAUGAAAUGACACUAAAACAACCUGCUUGUUUGUAAAUAGCUAAUUCUUUUUUUUUAUUUAUUAACCUGUUUUAUUUAACGGUGUCGAUUGCACUCAUCAAAAAAAGGGAGAAAUGUCCUGAAGUCAAUGUUGUGAUGAUGAUGAUUAAUAAAUCCCAUGUUUUCUUUU